UUUUCAUAAACUUGCUUCAUUAAACAUCUAUGGCACAUUAUGAAGCAAAGCUGGCGUUUAUUCAACAGAUUAAAAAAAACAGUGAAACGAAAUCGUUGAGUUGAGUAUAUUUGCUACUUCAAUGCUGAAGGGUGUUUUAUGAAUAACUUUCUGUAGAUAGAUGUGUUCAAAAUAAAGAUGGUGCGGUUACACAGGCCGAUGAUAAUAAGAGUUGUUUUAGGUUUUUCGAUUUGUUUCGUGUUUUUACAGAUUUUAUUGUUGAUUUGUAAUUGCCGCUGUUCAUCGUCGAAUGAAGAUAGUUUUUCGAAAAUGGAGAAAAGAGCAGAAAGCUCAGAUAUACUUCAAAUUAUUAAAACUUACAAGGAAAAAAUAGAAACAUUAACACAGAGAUGUAAAGAGUUAGAAAAAGAACUUCAAAAACAUCAAAAAGUAGACAAAUUUUUAAUAGCUGAAGACUUGUAUCAAAAUAAGAAAUCGCUAAACGAUGUUACGUUUCUGAAUAGUUUUUAUCCUAGGACAGAAUUUGAAGUGAUACCUUACGAUUCUUUUACGUCACAACACAUAUCGGGUGAAAUCGGUUACUUAUCGAAACGACCGCACGCCACACCAAUUGGACAAAGAUUUUACGAAAUGCAUGAAGUCUCCGAUUUUGCCGUUAAAGCGUUAAAUCACGAUGUUGAAUCGAUGGCUGAUCGUAUGGGAAUCGAUACUUUCGUUGAAGGUAUUACUCGUAACGAUAGAACACAUGGGACCAUCUAUGAUUUGUAUUUUCGAAGCACAAGAGCGCCUAACGUAUUUAAAAGGUUAAAAAUUGUUCGCCCUUUCGGUACUUUAGAAGUUGUAGGAAAACCGGAAACGAUCGAAACCUCAAACGAAUGGAUAAAUAUAAUUUUGCCGUUAUCGGGUCGAUUUAAAGUGUUUAAAUCGUUCAUGGAACGUUUUGUUGAUACUUGUAUUCGUACAGAUAGAAGGAUAUUCUUAACGAUUGUUUAUUUUGGGCAUGAGAACAAAGUGGAGCUGAAAGAUUUACUAUUGAAGAUUUCGAAACAAGAAGGUUAUGAUAAUUAUAAAGUUAUUUUUAGUGACGAAGAUUUUAGUCGUGGUCGUGGAAUUCAAAAAGGAGUUGAAAGUUGGAGCAAGGGAAAUGUAUUAAUGUUUUUUUGUGAUGUCGAUGUUUACUUCACCGUUGACUUUUUAGAACGUUGUCGAUUGCAUACGUCACCAAGUCGAAAAAUUUAUUAUCCGAUUGUGUUUAGCCAGUACAAUCCAGUAAUAGUGUUCGGUGGACAAGAACCACCACCUUUAAGAGACCAAAUGUAUUUAACAUACGAUUCAGGUUUUUGGAGAGAUUUCGGGUUUGGCAUGACAUGUCAAUAUAGAGAUGAUUUUCUCAAUGUGGGUGGAUUUGAUCUCUCCAUCAAAGGGUGGGGAGGUGAAGAUGUAGCUUUAUAUAAACAACAUCUACGAAGUAAAUUAACCAUCAUUCGUGCAUACGACCGUGGUAUAUUACACAUAUAUCAUGAAAAAAAUUGUAGAAAGACCUUAUCAGAUGCUCAGUUUAUUUCUUGUUUACAAAGCAAAGCUGUUUCUGAAGGUUCUCAUAAACAGUUAGGAAUGUUAGCAUUUGGUAGUAGUUUAAUUAGUGGUACUGAUCCAGAUUGGGCAAAAAGACUUCAAGCAUCCUUGACUGAGAUAACCAAAAAAGAAAACGAAGGAUGACAGUUUAUAUUUUAUAUUUUAGAUGUGUUAUAUUUAAUUAAUAAUUUUUUUUAAUAAAACUUAAAUACAAUGGUCUUUCUUA
Hydractinia symbiolongicarpus is the source of this 1801-nucleotide messenger RNA. RefSeq names its product chondroitin sulfate N-acetylgalactosaminyltransferase 1-like. Lineage: Eukaryota; Metazoa; Cnidaria; Hydrozoa; Anthoathecata; Hydractiniidae. Gene Ontology annotation, molecular function: glucuronosyl-N-acetylgalactosaminyl-proteoglycan 4-beta-N-acetylgalactosaminyltransferase activity. Gene Ontology annotation, cellular component: Golgi cisterna membrane. The transcript has a single exon. Bases 178 to 1719 code for a protein of 513 amino acids. The record is from RefSeq and is a predicted model, not a curated record.